Penaeus indicus is the source of this 5302-nucleotide messenger RNA. RefSeq names its product sphingosine-1-phosphate lyase-like (gene Sply). Bases 151 to 1797 code for a protein of 548 amino acids. Gene Ontology annotation, cellular component: endoplasmic reticulum. Gene Ontology annotation, molecular function: pyridoxal phosphate binding; sphinganine-1-phosphate aldolase activity. The transcript has 14 exons. The record is from RefSeq and is a predicted model, not a curated record. NCBI's taxonomy places the organism in Eukaryota, Metazoa, Arthropoda, Malacostraca, Decapoda, Penaeidae. Gene Ontology annotation, biological process: carboxylic acid metabolic process; sphingolipid catabolic process.
CGCGCGACGUAUCUCCAGCCUUCGCAGGGACUCAGAUCGGUCCUGGCGCAACGGAGGUCCCACGGGCGCUGCUCUCCCUCACAUUCACUCACUGUCCUCAGGAAAAUCUAGUUACUGGGCGAAUGUUGCAGGAAUUUUCAUCCUACGAAGAUGGAGGUUUCCAAAAACUAUAUUUUUCUCCUCCAAGACUAUGUCAACAAGGCUUGUGAAGGCAAGCCUGCCUGGGAAAUCAUUCUGAAGACAGCAGGAACUACUGUUCUUUUAGUAUGGGCAAAAGACUUCAUAUUCCAAGAUGAAAGUAUCGUGGAGAGAGGGAAGAAAACAGUGUUCAGAUUAGUCAGGCGAAUUCCUUCAGUAAAAGCAAAGAUUGAAGGGGAAAUUGCAAAGAUGUCGUCAUCAAUGAUGGAUGACUUCAACAAAAAUAUUGAGAACAGUAAUUACAUAACAAAGCUACCAGAGAAGGGAUGGAAUCAGGACGAAAUUCUUCAAGAGGCUACAAAAUAUACUGGAUAUGGUACUUUUAGCUGGGAGGAUGGCUUUGCUUCUGGAACAGUGUACAAUGGCAACCGAACACUAACAGAACUUAUGACAAAGGUUUAUGGUAUGUCAGCCUGGUCUAAUCCUCUUCACCCUGAUGUCUUCCCGGGUGUGAGAAAAAUGGAGGCAGAGGUAGUGAGAAUGUGCUGCACAAUGUUCCAUGGAGAUGCUUCUAGUUGUGGAGUUAUGACAACUGGAGGUACUGAAAGCAUUAUUAUGGCAUGCAAAGCUUAUCGUGACUAUGCUAUCAACGUAAAAGGCAUCAAGAAACCUGAGAUGCUGGUUCCAGUGUCUGCUCAUGCUGCCUUUGAUAAAGGUGCACAGUUGUUAGGGAUGCAAAUCAGGCAUGUUCCUCUUGACCCUGAAACCAUGAAAGUUGAUAUUGUAGCCAUGAGAAAGAUGAUCAACCGCAACACAUGCAUGCUUGCAGGCUCAGCCCCACAAUUCCCACAUGGUGUCAUGGAUCCCAUUAUUGAAAUAGCAGGUUUAGGCCUCCAGUAUGAUAUUCCUGUCCAUGUCGAUGCUUGUCUUGGAGGAUUUCUCAUUGCAUUCAUGGAUGAUGCAGGAUUUCCUCUUGCACCAUUUGACUUCCGUGUUCAAGGAGUUACUAGCAUAUCUGCUGAUACCCAUAAGUAUGGUUAUGCACCAAAAGGCUCUUCAGUUAUAUUGUAUAAUGAACCCAAGUGGCGACACCAUCAGUUCUUCGUUACCCCUGACUGGCCAGGCGGUAUUUAUGCCACCCCGACAAUUGGUGGCUCAAGAUCUGGUGGCAUAGUGUCAGCUUGUUGGGCUGCUUUGGUGUACCAUGGCAAGCAAGGUUAUGUUGACUAUACAAGGAGCAUCAUCCAGACUACAAGAAAGAUAGAAGAAGGGUGUCGCAAGAUCAAAGGAGUCUUUGUGUAUGGCAAUCCAGAAGUAUCAGUUGUUGCCUUGGGGUCCAAUGACUAUAACAUCUAUCAACUCUCUGAUAGAAUGGGCAAGAGAGGCUGGAAUUUGAAUGCCCUGCAGUAUCCUGCUAGCAUUCACAUUGCACUGACUGUCCUGCAUACCCAUCCGGGUGUUGCUGAGCGUUUCAUAAAGGACAUAGAUGAAUUAUCUAGAGAGAUAAUGGAAAACCCACCAAAAGAUUCUGGGGGAAGUGCAGCACUGUAUGGAAUGGCUCAAAGCAUCCCCGAUCGAUCUCUUGUGGGGGAGAUGGCAUGGUGCUACCUGGAUGCUGUAUAUUCCACCAAAAUAUCAGAGAAGCCCACUAUUGAGUAGGAAGAUCACCAAGAGAGGAAGAAGCAAAUGGAAGAAAAUGGAAAUUGGCACGUUACAUGGCAGUUUAUUUUCAGGAUACAAUUUGCAGCUUAUUUGCAAACUGUCAUUAACAAUUAUAUAAUUCUACUUGUAUAUGAAAUCACUGUAAAGGUUUAACAUGAAACAGUAAAGGAUGUCAGUUAAAUUGAGUAUAUUGUAAUUUUGGCAAGUGUGGAUAUCAUAAUCAGUUAUUCAGGUAUUUAGUGUAGCAAGAAUAUGGUAUUAACAUGUAAUGUUUUUUUACGCUGUUGUAAUGUGCAGUAUUUUAUGAGUACAGAGUGAGUUAUGUUUCAGCUCAAAUGUAGAUUAGUAGAAAGAUCAGCAAUGCAUCAGUGAAAGAGAACUGAUGCAUUUACUUUAUAUAAAAAAUAGUAUUGAUCAAGUCAGAUGAAACUACCAAAGUCUAAUUGUAAGCUUGUUUGAUAUCUAAAGAUCACAGAUAAACCAGUUAAUAGAAAAUAUUUAGAAUAAAGAUUAUUAAAAGGCCUUUAUGUGUAUUGUACCCUUAAGUUAAAACAUGACUUGAUUCAGAGUGCACAGAGUAUCAAAUUAAAUUCGAAGCAUUAAGAUAUUUUUAGAAGAUGAAAAGUAAUGUCUCAGGACGUAGUUUUAACAACCACAAGCCCAAAGUUUUUGGGCACUUUGUUAUUAUAAGUUACUUGUGAUACUGAAUAGGUGCUCCAGAAGUAAUCUCUUUUUUUCAUCCUGUAAUUAGUUACUAUUAUGUGUGAAGGCAUUUUGUAUCUUCCAUCGGCACAUUGAGAAUUUUGAAGGACAUUCUCAAUAUGUCUGCUUGGUGUAAAAUGUUGACAUCAACUUGCAUAAAAUACUUUCUAAGACAUGUGGUCUGGAGGCAAAAUUUGUUGCUUUUUUUAUUUUCAGGUAAUGUGUAUUUGCUAUAAGAGACCAAACAUAAUACAGUGUUAGUAGCACAAAAGUUGUAUAAAUUUAGAACUGAUGAACAGAAUUGAGAUAAAUUUUAUGAUAAAAUUCAAUUAUCUGUAUCCAUUUAAAACCACCAGUUAGUCAAAAUAGUGAUAUGGAUCAGUGUCAGAACAUAGAUUCAUAACUGAGUUAUAGUGCCAUAUGUAAGUGGUCAUGUUAAUACCUCUCAAAGUCUGGGCAUUAAAAAUUAAAGAGUGAAGAGAUAAGAUUGAAGAUCUUGUAAUAGCGAAGAAAAUAAUAAUGUAAACUGAAUAUAUAUUAAUCUGUAGCAGCAACUAGAAUAUGAAGAUACAUAUGGAAAUACAGUUGUCAAACUGAAGCAACAAUUAGGCUAUCUAAAUGCAGUGAGAAUUAUACUGUAUUGUAUAUUAUAUUUCUGGAACUUUACACUCCUAUUAAGUUCAGAUAAAGGGGGUUUCAUUGUACAUUUUAUUUUUAUAUGCAUGCACCUCUCUUUUUCUGUUUAUAUCUCCGUCUGUUUCUGCCUCAGUCUCUGACUUUUGUCAGAGUGUCUCUCACUGUUUGUCUGUUUUUCUUGCUCUUUUCUCUCUUUCUCACUCUUUUUUUCAUUCUCCUUUCUCUCCCUCCCUCCCUUCCUCUCUCUCUCUCCCUCCCUCUCUCUUUCCCUCUCUCUCCCUCUCUCUUUCCCUCUCUCUUUCCCUCUCUCUCCCUCUCUCUUUCCCUCUCUCUCUCCCUCUCUCUCUCUCUCUCUCUCUCUCUCUCUCUCUCUCUCUCUCUCUCUCUCUCUCUCUCUCUCUCUCUCUCUCUCUCUCUCUCUCUCUCUCUCUCUCUCUCUCUCUCUCCCUUCUCUCUCUUUCUCUCCCCUCUCUCUCUUUCUCUCCCCUCUCUCUCUUUCUCUCCCCGCUCUCUCUUUCUCUCCCCGCUCUCUCUUUCUCUCCCCGCUCUCUCUUUCUCUCCCCGCUCUCUCUUUCUCUCCCCACUCUCUCUUUCUCUCCCCUCUCUCUCUUUCUCUCCCCUCUCUCUCUUUCUCUCCCCUCUCUCUCUUUCUCUCCCCGCUCUCUCUUUCUCUCCCCGCUCUCACUUUCUCUCUCCGCUCUCUCUUUCUCUCCCCUCUCUCUCUUUCUCUCCCCUCUCUCUCUUUCUCUCCCCUCUCUCUCUUUCUCUCCCCUCUCUCUUUCUCUCCCCUCUCUCUCUUUCUCUCCCCCUCUAUUACUCCCUCCACUUUUUCACACAUGUAUUCAUACACAUGUUGCAUGCAUAUAUGCCUAUUUGCGUGUGCGUUUGUAUAUCUGUGGGUUGCUCAGAUAAGUAAUUAAUAACAUAUAAGGGUAUUGCCAUAUAUCUCUUGGACAAAGUUGUUUGAUAUUUGAAAUCAUGAUUUAAUGUUUGUGAGAAAAAAAUGUUUUGUCAUAUAGAAUUUUGUUUGUUUGUACUAUUAGACAUUUUUUUUUACCAUAGUAGAGGAAGGAUAAAAGGUAUUGGGAGGAAAACAGGUCAUCAGUUGAUGAUUUAUAACAAGGUAGGCAUAAAAGAAAAUGAGACUACAUUGUGAUUCCAGCCAUUAUCUAGGAUUUUGUGACAUUUAGCUUUAUUUACAUUUUAUAUUUCAUUCUCCGUGUCGAUCUUGAUCAGAGUAUUUCGGAUUUUCUUGCAUUAUUGAUAUUUAAAUAUAGAUAACUUCAUAUUUCGAUCAUAUUGCAAUAAUUGCAUCAGGUUUGCUGCUUUAGACGGCAAAUAUUCGUAUAGUGGGACAGGAAUAAUGCCGCUUGUCUUUUUGUAGAUAAAUUCCACAGACGUGAAAUACUACUAUACUAAGAGAGUCUAAUACCCUCUUAGCAUUGUGCCGUUCCUUUUUCUUUAAUUUCAUCCAUUAAGAAAUGCUAGACAAAACCAUUUUUUCUAAAAAAAAUAUCAGAGAAAAUAUAUAAAAUCCAUUUGCUUUGUCUAUACACUAUUACAAAUAUAUUUUAUAUUUAUGUAUUUAUAUAUGUGAAUGAAUAUACAUAUACUUGCUACUAUAUACUCCAAAUACAGUUAGAUACUGUAUUGCCCAAACAAAAGAUUCUUUGAACGUAUAUGUAUAUUCUUGUGAAUUGUAAACAGGUGCCUUCCAAAGUAGGAAUAUACUGUAAUGUUAUAAGAUUUUUUUUUUUUUUUUUACCUUGUACUUCCUUGUUAAUUAAAAGACUAUAUAUUCCGAAAUAUUAAUUUAGGGAAGAACUGAGUUUAUUUUAAGUGCUGUCAUUGUAACUUAGCUCAUUUAUAGACGGCUCAACGUUAAGUACUAUAGAGGACAUUAAUAUUAGCACUGCAUGUAUUGAGUGUUUCUAUCUGGCCCUGUUAAAAAUCUUGUCUUGCCUGUUGUAUUUUCUCUACAAAGUCCUCCUGUGUGUAUUUAUAAUAUUCAGUUAUAUUUUGUACUAAGCGAUUUUUGUAAUUUGCAAUCCGCACAAAGUAAAAUGUGACGAUAUUAUUAUACUGCCUAAGCUCAUUUGAAAAUUGAGUUAACAUACUUUUAAUUAUAUUGAUGCACAUAUUUAAAUAAAAAAUCCAUAUAUAA